AUGGCGGAAUUUUCAACAUCCAUUCAGUUUCUUUCAGACAGGGUAGACGCUGCCAACAGCCUUAUGAAUGAUAUUAAAAGAGAGUUCAGUGAGAUUAAAAAAGAAAACGAACAGCUGCAGAUGAGUAACAAGUUGAUGUCUAGGGAACUGGUCGAACUUAAAGAUCGAGUACGUAACCUGGAACAGUACAGCAGAAGGAACAAUGUAGAGAUAAGCGGCAUUCCUGCGACACCUAACGAGGACGUGAAUAAAAUUAUUCAAGACGUGGGGACAGCUAUCGGCAUGGAGGUGCAGAAGGAAGAUAUAACAGCUGCGCAUCGCAUUCCUAUCUACAAGAAGGAACGUAUCCCCUCAGUUGUGGUCCAGUUUCGAGAAAGAAGUCUACGAGAUACUUGGAUUUCCAAAUUCAGAGAAACGAAGACCCUAAAUGUUUACCAAGUCAACAAACACUUCCCACAAAACCAAAUAGUCUGCGUGAAUGAACAUCUGUCACCGGACAACAAACUGUUCCUCGCUACACUAAAGAAGAAGUGCCGUGAGUUAACCUACGCCUUCGUUUGGUGCCGUGAAGGAAAAUUUUUUAUUAGGAAAAGUGAGGGAGGGAAAGUGCAGAGGGUUAACUCUUUUCAUGAGAUAGAAAAUCUGAAGUGA
Molecule: messenger RNA, 651 nt
Organism: Homalodisca vitripennis (glassy-winged sharpshooter)
Lineage: Eukaryota; Metazoa; Arthropoda; Insecta; Hemiptera; Cicadellidae
Exons: 1
Coding region: 1-651 (216 amino acids)
Source: RefSeq, a predicted model, not a curated record